Molecule: messenger RNA, 2312 nt
Organism: Triticum aestivum (bread wheat)
Lineage: Eukaryota; Viridiplantae; Streptophyta; Magnoliopsida; Poales; Poaceae
Product: probable lysophospholipase BODYGUARD 4
Exons: 4
Coding region: 505-1833 (442 amino acids)
Source: RefSeq, a predicted model, not a curated record
AGAUUAGUCGUGUUGUUUUCAUGGCUCUACAUGCACGAGCGCACGCACGUCGCCGUCGAGGAAUCCAAGGAUGGAUGUAGAAAUGGAGAUGCUGCUCCGCUCUGCCGUGCCGUCCUCGUCGUAGGUGGUACCAGAACGUUCGUGCCCCGCGCCGCGGUAAAGCACGCGCACCCUCCGAUCCCACGGGAUGUUGACGCCGGACGGCUGAACUUUCACAGAAUCCAGAAAAGUUUCCGGUGAAUCGGCGCCGACUGCCGGGCACACGUGAAGGUUCCGGAGACCCGUCGCCGUCGAGGGAAGAAACAGCCACGCGCGCGACGACCAAACGGCAAGCCGCCGGCAGGACCAGUGCGCCCAAACGCGCGGGGAUUUGGUCCCGGCACACGCGCCAACGCCGCGACGUGGAGCAGCGGAGCGCACAAGCGCCGCGCGUUUCCAGCCGCACGACUCGCAUCCACUUAAGCCCCUCGCGCCACCCACCCUCCGAUCGUUCACGGGCUCACGAUGGCCGCGCUCGCAGAUCUCGUGUCGUGCCCCGCGAAAUGGCCGAGGGCGGCGAUGGCCGCGCUCGCGGCCGCCGUGUUCGCGGUCCUGGACGUCGUCGACGUGCUCCUCUGCCUCGUCUACGGCGUCCUCGACGGCUUCCUGGAGGAGAGCCCCCUCGGCUGCUACUGCCACCGGAGCCGGGGAAAGGUCCCGGCGGCGGGGGAGGAGGAGGACGACGGGGUGUCCGACACAUUGUACGUCCGGAGGAGCGCGUGCCGGGACGCGCUGCUGCGGCUCCUCGGGGCGGUCGGCGGGGGGACGAGGAGGAAGGAGGACGGGUCGCCGGCGAAGGCCCGGAGCCCGAGGUGGUCCGACUGCGGCUGCGGGAAGUGCGGCGCGUGGCGGAGCAACGGCGGCGACCGGCUGCACUUCGUCCUGCAGGAGCCGACGGCGCCCAAGGAAGGUGCAGAGGAGACGCGAAGCGAGAGCGGCCGCGGAGACGACGCCAUCUUCAUCCACGGCUUCACGUCCUCCUCCUCCUUCUGGGCGCAGACCGUGUUCCCCGAACCCGCCGCCACGAACCACCGCAGGCUGAUUGCCGUGGAUCUCCUCGGCUUCGGCGACAGCCCCAAGCCGGCGAACUGCGCGUACACGCUGCGAGACCACGUCGAGGCCAUCGAGCGGAGCCUCAUCGAUCCGCUCCACCUGGGCUCCUUCCAUCUGGUCAGCCACUCGAUGGGCUGCACCAUCGCCAUCGCCCUGGCCGCCAAGCACCCAGCGCGGGUCAAAUCGGUCACGCUCGUCGCGCCGCCGUACUUCCUGCCGUGCGAGGAGAGGGCGAGCCAGGUGGCGCUGCGCAGGCUCGCCGAGAAGAAGCUCUGGCCGCCAUUGCUGUUCGGCUCGGCGGUGAUGUCUUGGUACGAGCACAUCGGGAGGACCAUCUGCUUCGUCGUCUGCAAGAACCACCGGUUUUGGGAGUGGCUCAUCAAGAUCCUCACGCGCACGAGCGGCGUGGACAUCGUGGUGAGGGACCUGACAAGGCACACGCACCACUCGGCGUGGCACACGAUGCACAAUGUGAUCUGCGGCGGGGCGAGGGCGCAGGACCGGAACCUGGAGGCGCUGGCGGCGGCGGGGGUGCCGGUGAGGGUCGUCCACGGCGACGGGGACCAGGUGGUCCCAGUCGAGUGCAGCAGCCGCCACCUGAAGUCGAAGCUCCCGCACGCGGAGCUGCGUAUCAUCGGCGGGCGCGACCACCGGACGGUGGUGUUCGGCAGGGAGGAGGAGUUGGCCCAAGAGCUCCGGGCGUUCUGGUCGGGCUGCGAGAAGGCAGGGUGUGCAUGCUAAUGGAUGCUGGGGAAUGAAACGACGCGAAGUCUCAAACGAUGCCGCAUAGUCAUAGUGUACAGAACUACAGGACGAAACUGUAGGAAACAUGUUGUUCUUCUAGCAGCGGGAUUCUUGCUGGUAAUUUUUCUAGAAUGAAGGCAUCACGCCAUGUUCCAUUUUUCAUUGAAAUGAAGCAAAGUCUAUACAAAAUCAUCCAUUAGAGCUUCUACAACCGGAUAUAGCAAAACCAGCCUCUAAGAGCAACUCCAAUGGGGUGACCCUCGUCCGUUUUUUGUCCGCUUGGGUUGGCCGCCCACCCGGCGUCCGCCCUCUUUUAGAUAUGUGUCGGCAGGGCGCCCAACGCGCCGACCCAUAUGUGCCGGCGUGGCUGCCACACCCCUAUUUUUUCUUUGCAUAAUUGCAUAGUUUAAAAUAAAAUCAUUUUGGACGGAAUAAAAUAGCACAGUUUAUUACAAGCCAAAUGAAAAUAAAAAUGU